This is a messenger RNA of Solea solea (common sole), 4211 nucleotides long. RefSeq names its product karyopherin (importin) beta 3 (gene ipo5). Gene Ontology annotation, molecular function: nuclear import signal receptor activity; protein binding. The transcript is spliced from 26 exons. Lineage: Eukaryota; Metazoa; Chordata; Actinopteri; Pleuronectiformes; Soleidae. Gene Ontology annotation, biological process: protein import into nucleus. Gene Ontology annotation, cellular component: cytoplasm; nucleus. The coding region runs from base 78 to 3359 and encodes 1093 amino acids. The record is from RefSeq and is a predicted model, not a curated record.
UGUGUGACCGAAGCAGGGUCAGCCGGUCUAGUCUCGCCGCUUCUUCACCCGCCUGGUCUUUUUCGGAUCUCACUGCAAUGGCGGAGCAGCAGCAGUUCUACCUCUUGCUGGGUAACCUGAUGAGUCCUGACAACACCAUCAGGAAACAAGCAGAGGAGACCUAUGACACUAUCCCGGGCGCUAACAAGAUCACAUUCUUGCUGCAGGCUGUCAGAGAUGCAUCUGCUGCAGAGGAGGUCAAACAGAUGGCAGCAGUGCUGCUGCGGCGUCUGUUGUCGUCGUCUUUUGAGGAGGUCUUCCCGGGUCUGACCCUGGAGAUGCAGACGGCCAUCAAGACGGAGCUGCUAAGCUGCAUCCAACUGGAGACCGCGAUAAACAUCCGCAAGAAAAUCUGCGACAUUGCAGCUGAGCUCUCCCGUAACCUCAUUGAUGAUGAUGGGACUAACCAGUGGCCAGAGGUGCUCAAAUUUCUGUUUGACUCUGUCAAUUCAGACAACGUUGGUCUGCGAGAGGCUGCGCUCCAUAUAUUCUGGAAUUUUCCAGGAAUCUUUGGCAACCAGCAACAGCAUUAUAUGGAGGUUAUUAAACGCAUGCUUGUUCAGUGUAUGCAGGACCAGGCAAACCCACAUAUUCGUACCCUGGCGGCUCGCGCGACGGCGUCCUUCAUCUUGUCCAACGAAAGCAACUCUGCUCUACUGAAGCAAUUCUCUGACCUGCUGCCAGGAAUCCUGCAGUCGGUGAACGAGUCCUGCUACCAAGGAGACGACUCUGUGCUCAAGUCUUUGGUGGAAAUCGCAGACACAGCGCCCAAAUACCUGAGGCCCAACCUGGAGGCCACUCUGCAGCUCUGCCUGAAGCUGUGUGCUGACAACAACCUGAGCAACAUGCAGAGGCAGCUGGCAUUGGAAGUUAUCGUCACCUUAUCAGAGACGGCAGCGGCCAUGCUGAGGAAACACACCGCCAUCGUGGCUCAGUGUGUGCCCCAGAUGCUGGCUAUGAUGGUGGACCUGGAAGAAGACGAUGAGUGGGCCAUGGCUGAUGAGCUGGAGGACGAUGACUUUGACAGUAACGCUGUAGCUGGGGAGAGUGCUCUGGACAGAAUUGCCUGUGGUCUGGGGGGAAAGAUCAUUUUGCCCAUGAUCAAACAGCACAUCAUGCAGAUGCUACAGAACCCUGACUGGAAGUACCGUCACGCCGGGUUGAUGGCAUUGUCUGCCAUCGGUGAAGGCUGCCACCAGCAGAUGGAAGCCAUCCUGCAAGAGAUCGUCAGCUUUGUCCUCCUUUUCUGCUCUGACCCUCAUCCAAGGGUCCGUUAUGCGGCCUGCAAUGCUAUUGGACAGAUGGCUACAGACUUUGCCCCGACCUUUCAAAAGAAAUUCCACGAUAAGGUGAUCUCAGCUCUGCUUCAUACCAUGGAAGACCAGAGUAACCCCCGAGUGCAGGCUCAUGCUGCCGCCGCCCUUAUCAACUUCACAGAGGACUGUCCCAAAUCCCUGCUCGUCCCAUAUCUGGACAGUUUGGUUCAGCACCUUCAUGUCAUUAUGGUUGCCAAGCUGCAAGAGUUGAUCCAGAGAGGCACCAAACUGGUUCUGGAGCAGGUGGUGACGUCCAUUGCCUCGGUGGCUGACACGGCCGAGGAGAAAUUUGUGCCAUACUAUGACCUGUUCAUGCCGUCGCUCCGACACAUAGUGGAAAACGCGGUGCAGAAGGAGCUGCGGCUGCUCCGCGGCAAGACCAUCGAGUGCAUCAGCCUGAUCGGCCUGGCUGUCGGCAAAGAGAAGUUCAUGCCAGAUGCCUCUGCCGUCAUGCAGCUGCUCCUCAAGACUCAGACAGACUUUAAUGACCUGGAGGAUGAUGACCCUCAGAUCUCGUACAUGAUCUCAGCCUGGGCCAGGAUGUGUAAGAUCCUGGGGAAGGAGUUUCAGCAGUAUCUGCCCGUGGUUAUGGGCCCUCUGAUGAAGACGGCCUCCAUCAAGCCGGAAGUGGCUCUCCUCGACACCCAGGACAUGGAGAACAUAUCAGAAGAUGAGGGCUGGGAGUUUGUCAACCUGGGAGAUCAGCAGAGUUUUGGCAUCAAGACGGCUGGUCUGGAGGAGAAAGCCACUGCCUGUCAGAUGCUGGUGUGUUAUGCCAAAGAGUUGAAGGAGGGUUUUGUGGAGUACACGGUGCAGGUGGUGAAUCUGAUGGUGCCUCUCCUCAAGUUCUACUUCCACGAUGGUGUGCGGGUGGCGGCAGCCGAGUCCAUGCCCCUGCUGCUGGAGUGCGCCCGUGUCCGAGGGCCAGAGUAUCUCACACAGAUGUGGCACUUCAUGUGCGACGCUCUCAUCAAGGCCAUCGGCACCGAGCCGGACUCUGACGUCCUGUCAGAAAUCAUGCACUCGUUCGCCAAGUGUAUUGAGUUGAUGGGUGACGGGUGUCUGAACAAAGAGCAUUUUGAUGAGCUGAGUGGCAUCUUGAAAGGAAAACUGGAGGAGCAUUUUAAGAACCAGCGUCUCAGACAAGCUAAGAGAGAAGAUGAAGACUAUGAUGAGGAGGUGGAGGAAACGUUACAAGACGAGGACGAGAACGACGUGUACAUUCUGACCAAAGUGUCGGACAUCCUGCACUCUGUGUUCAGCAGCUACAAAGAGAAGGUGCUGCCCUGGUUUGAACAGCUGCUGCAGCUCAUCGUCCAGCUAAUAUGUCCCAGCAGGCCAUGGGCGGACAGACAGUGGGGUCUGUGCAUCUUUGACGAUGUGUUGGAGCAUUGCAGCCCCUCCUCUUUCAAAUACGCCGAUCACUUCCUGCCACCGAUGCUGCAGUCACUGUGCGACCACAGUCCCGAGGUUCGGCAGGCGGCAGCAUACGGCGUCGGUGUGGCGGCUCAGUACGGAGGAGAGAACUACAGCCAGUUCUGUACAAAGGCCCUCCCCCUGCUGGUCAAUGUCAUCCAGACUGCAGACUCCCGUGCCAAGGAAAACGUCAACGCCACAGAGAACUGCAUCUCUGCUGUAGGAAAGGUGAUGAGGUUUCGACCCGAGUGUGUCAACGUCAACGAGAUCCUCCCCCACUGGCUCAGCUGGCUGCCGCUCCUUGAGGACAAAGAGGAGGCUGUCCACACGUUUGAUUUCCUGUGUGACCUCAUCGAAAGCAACAACCCCAUCGUCCUCGGACCAGACAAUGCCAACCUCCCCAAAAUUUUCCUCAUCAUUGCGGACGGAGUCGCAAACGAAUCGGUCAAGAGCGAAGACGCGUGCAGCAAACGACUUGCAAAUGUUAUCCGCCAAGUACAGGUGUCGGCAGGUCUAUGGACACAGUGUGUAUCGACACUGAACGAGACGCAGCAGAAAGCCAUACAGGACCUACUGAACACUGCCUGAGCUCAACACCUGCUCCACCUCCCCGAUCUUUAAAAAAGCCCAGAAAAAAGCCCAUGAAGAAAAGUGGAGCUCCUGGAUCUCUUCCAUAUAACUCCCUCUUCUUCUUCCUCCCAGCUCUGAUCUGUUGUGUGAAUGGAUGCCGGCUUCACCCCCUCCUCCUCAUCACCACCACCCCAAAACCCGCAAAGGACUUUGGGAGCAAGUUGGAUGUUCAUUAACGACAACGGAGGACAUUAGAUGUUUUGACUUUAAGACGGUCCCUACGUUUUCUAUCCGGACGUUUUUGUUUCCCCAGCCGUUCCCUGAUGUUUGACUUGGUCUCGCCGUGCCCAUGCAGCCCCAACACAUAAUGUCAUUGGACAGUCAGGCUCAGAGCGGCCGCAGUGGAGGAAAUUAAGGGACAGCGACAUUUUAACAGACUGUGAGCAAGUGAAUGGGGUGAAAAAUGCACACAAAGGCAAUCACUGCCCGUCUCCUGUGAAUUUCUUUUCUUUCUUUUUUCUUAUUUUAUUUCCUUUUGUUCCCAGUGUCACCUGGGGGGAAGCAGCCUCAAAGAGGGUUUGUUUCAAAACUAAACAGCAUGUGGCUAACUCUAGAAAAUAUAGUUAGGAAAUUUCCAUCAUUGUCUGAUCAAGAGUUGACAUUAUAUUUCAGACGAACAUAGGCGGGAACUGUCUGAACCGUUCGUGAAGGUUAGCUGGUUAUUGGUUGCAGCACGAGUCAGAGGGACAUGACAUGUAGAGUUUUUGUACAAUGCGUGAUGUUAAACUUGAUGGUUUUGACCCUUCACUCCUCCUGCAGGUAUGUGAUGGAAUUGCAGAAAAUACCAACAAUAAAAUUCCAUUUGAUUAA